GGACAAUAACUGGCUGUCCCAGAGCUUGUCUCUUCCUGUCUGGUGGCUGUGGUUUGUGUGCUGGGCUCAGCCCCAGGUUUCCCAGCGCCUGGGAUUACUUUUCUUUCCGUUUUUCCCUGUCAUUGGGCAGCGGGAACUCUGCAGGCAGAGCGCAGCUGAUUUCCCUGGGACUGCCUCUCUCCUGGGCUGCUCCUUCUCCUUGGAAAACGCCCUCUCCAGAUGCUCCAGUAGGAGCUGGUGGGAGGGAGGGAGUUCUGACUGCACUGAAAAUGCCAUAAAAAAAAAAAAAAGGAAAAAAAACAAGGCAACUGACAGAAGAGAGAAGUUGUCCUCAGAUUGCUGCUUUUUGCAGCGGCGUAAACGAAGGCGCUGCAAGGGCUGCGGGAGCUGGCGGGAGGCAGAGAUGAAGUUCAGAGGAGGGGGAUUGGGAGCCAACGGCAUCCGGCUGACCAUGGAGAGCGCUCUGACGGCCCGGGACCGUGUCGGGGUGCAGGACUUUGUCCUGCUGGAAAACUUCACCAGCGAAGCUGCAUUCAUUGAAAACCUGAGGAAACGCUUCAAGGAGAACCUGAUCUAUACCUACAUUGGCUCUGUGCUGGUGUCUGUGAACCCCUACAAGGAGCUGGAGAUCUACACCAAGCAGAACAUGGAGCGGUACCGCGGUGUCAGCUUCUAUGAAGUUUCUCCUCACCUCUACGCCAUCGCGGACAAUUCCUACCGCUCGCUGCGCACCGAGAGGAGGGACCAGUGCAUCCUCAUCUCCGGCGAGAGCGGCGCCGGCAAGACCGAGGCCACCAAGAAGAUCCUGCAGUACUACGCGGUCACCUGCCCCGCCAGCCAGCAGGUCGAGACCGUCAAGGACCGCCUGCUGCAGUCCAACCCCGUCCUGGAGGCCUUUGGAAAUGCAAAAACCCUUCGGAAUGACAACUCCAGUCGGUUUGGGAAGUACAUGGAUGUGCAGUUUGAUUACAGGGGGGCUCCUGUCGGGGGCCACAUCUUGAACUACCUCCUGGAGAAAUCCCGAGUUGUGCACCAGAACCACGGCGAGAGGAACUUCCACAUCUUCUACCAGCUGCUGGAGGGGGGCGAGGAGGAGCUGCUGAGGAGGCUGGGCCUUGAGAAGAACCCCCAGCACUAUCACUAUUUAGUAAAGGGUCACUGUGCAAGGGUCAGUUCCAUAAAUGACAAAAAUGAGUGGAAGAUCAUGAGGAGAGCCCUGUCUGUUAUUGGCUUCAAUGACAGUGAGGUGGAGGAUUUGCUGAGCGUUGUGGCCAGUGUCCUGCACCUGGGGAAUGUCCAGUUUGCUGCUGAUGAGCAGGGCAAUGCUCAGGUCACUACAGAGAACCAGAUUAAAUACCUGGCCAGGCUGCUGGCAGUGGAUGGCUCUGUUCUUCGGGAUGCACUGACCCACAAGAAGAUCAUAGCAAAAGGGGAGGAGCUGGUGAGUCCCCUGAACCUGGAGCAGGCAGCCUACGCCAGGGACGCGCUCGCCAAGGCCGUGUACGGCCGCACCUUCUCCUGGCUGGUCAGCAAGGUCAACAAAUCCCUGGCUUACAAGGCAAAGAAGUUUCCAGGCUGGAGAAGUACAACAGUUCUAGGAUUGCUGGACAUCUAUGGGUUUGAGGUUUUCCAGCACAACAGCUUUGAGCAGUUUUGCAUUAAUUACUGCAAUGAGAAGUUGCAGCAGCUCUUCAUAGAGCUCACCCUGAAGUCGGAGCAAGAGGAGUACGAGUCCGAGGGCAUCGCGUGGGAACCAGUUCAGUAUUUCAAUAACAAAAUAAUUUGUGAUUUGGUGGAAGAGAAAUUCAAAGGCAUCAUUUCUAUUUUGGAUGAGGAGUGUCUGAGACCUGGGGAUGCCACAGACACGACAUUCUUGGAGAAGCUGGAGGAGACUGUGAAGAACCACCCUCAUUUUCUCACGCACAAACUCGCUGACCAAAAGACGCGCAAGUCGCUGGGGCGGGAGGAGUUCCGGCUCUCGCACUACGCUGGGGAUGUCACCUACAGCGUGGCAGGUUUUCUAGAUAAGAACAACGACCUUCUCUUCCGGAACCUGAAGGAGACCAUGUGCAACUCAGAGAACCCCAUCAUAAACCAGUGCUUUGAUAGGACAGAGCUGACAGACAAAAAGAGACCUGAAACGGCAGCAACUCAGUUCAAAAACAGCCUAGCCAAGCUCAUGGAAAUCCUGAUGUCCAAAGAACCCUCCUACAUUCGCUGCAUGAAACCCAACGAUGCCAAACAGGCUGAUCGCUUCGACGAGGUCCUGAUCCGGCACCAGGUGAAGUACCUGGGGCUGAUGGAGAACCUGCGCGUGCGCAGAGCCGGCUUCGCCUACCGCAGGAAAUACGAGGUGUUCCUGCAGAGGUACAAAUCCCUGUGUCCAGAGACGUGGCCCACGUGGGAUGGGCGGCCCUACGAUGGGGUGGCUGUGCUGGUGAAGCAUCUUGGCUACAAACCAGAAGAAUACAAAAUGGGACGAACAAAGAUUUUUAUCCGCUUUCCCAAAACCUUGUUUGCGACAGAAGAUGCUCUGGAAGUGAGGAAGCAGAGUCUGGCCACAAAAAUGCAGGCAACAUGGAGAGGUUUCUACCGCCGGAAGAAAUUCCUGACCAUGAAACACUCAGCCAUCACCAUCCAGUCCUGGUGGAGGGGAACCCUGGGACGCCGAAAAGCUGCCAAGAGGAAAUGGGCAGUGCAGACAAUCAGGAGGUUCAUUAAAGGCUUCAUUUACCGGAACCACCCGCGGUGCCCAGAGAACGAGUAUUUCCUGGAUUACAUCCGAUUCUCCUUCCUCAUGAACCUCAAGAGGAACUUACCAAAAAAUGUCUUGGACAAAUCGUGGCCAACUCCUCCCCCUUCCCUGUGUGAGGCGUCGCAGCUCCUGCGCAGGCUCUGCAUGCAGAACAUGGUCUGGACCUACUGCAAGAGGAUCAGCCCCGAGUGGAAGCAGCAGUUGGAACAAAAAGUAAUUGCCAGUGAGAUUUUCAAGGGUAAAAAAGACAAUUAUCCUCAGAGUGUUCCCAGGCUCUUCAUCAACACUCGACUGGGUAGAGAAGAAAUAAAUACCAAAGUCCUUCAGGCAUUAGAAAAUGAAGCACUUAAGUACGCAGUGCCCGUGGUCAAGUACGACAGGAGGGGCUACAAGGCGAGGGCGCGGCAGCUGCUGCUCACACAGAGCUCGGCCAUCAUCGUGGAGGAGUCCAAGGUGAAGCAGCGAAUCGACUACUCCAACCUGACAGGGAUCUCUGUCAGCAGCCUGAGUGACAAUUUGUUUGUGCUGCACGUGCACUGCGAGGACAACAAGCAGAAGGGAGACGUGGUCCUGCAGAGUGACCACGUGAUCGAGACACUGACAAAAGCAGCCAUUCUGGCCAACAAAAUCAACAACAUCAACAUCAACCAGGGCAGCAUAAAGUUCACAGCGGGACAAGGCAAAGAAGGGAUCAUCGACUUCAUCUCGGGCUCAGAGCUGCUCAUAGCCAAAGCCAAGAACGGGCAUCUAACAGUGGUUGCUCCUCGGUUGAACUCCCGAUGAUGAAAAAUUCCCUGCUCCAGGACCCUCCCCUCCACAGAACUGGCUGAACAUUGCUGCCAGCAAACCCCUCCUUCCUCGCUUUGCUCUUUCUGUUAUUACCAAAGACCUGCACUUUCAGAACAACCACAAAAUACAUCCCUGCUCUCUUGUCUUACUCUCAAAGUCCCAAACAAAGGCCUUCUCCUCUCCUCCUUACCCGACCGAACGUGGGGUCCAGCACAGCCUCCCUGCAACCACAGCUCGGGACCUUCAGCUGAGUUUAAGCCCUGAUGGAAAUGACCAAAAUUUGUGCUUGUCAUCACCAAAAAAAAAGCACAAUCAGAAGAAAACAAGUAACUCUGCUGCUUUCUCAGCCAAAUCACUGAAAUGCCAAACUUUGUAUUCAGAAUGUUUUAUGAAGAAUUUUGCUCGGAGAUGUUUUAAUGCUUUGUGUUACAAAUAUAGUGAAGCCAUAUUCUGUAAAUGAGUAAAACCUGUAAAUACUUUAUAGCCAAGGAUGAGAUGCACUACCAGAGAUGGAGUUGAUGUGGAAACUUUUAUGUUUUAGAUUUGGAAUUUUUGUUGAUUUUAGUUUAUGGUUACAAGGUAUAACCUGAAAAACCCAUCGUGUACCUUCUUCACUGAUCAGGAGCCAGAGACUUUUAUCUUUUUUUGAAGUCAGCUGUCCCAUUUCUUGCUCUCUAUUUUUAUACCACAGGAAUUUUUCAUAUCCACACAAACACAAUGUAAUACAAACUGCAGAGGUUACCACUGCUCUGGGCUGGCCAUGGGAUGAACAUGAGCUUCCCCCCUGCCUUUCCCUGUCUGGGAGUCCCCACUGCCCCUUCUCCACACUGCGCAGCACCUUCAGGAAAAAUGGCUUUUCCUCUUGUUCCUAGCCGUAACUGGAAGUCUGAUUCCCACAGUAUUUAUACCAGUGCCUCAGUGCUGCCUUACCAGGGAGGGCUGGGCACUGCUGCUGCCCCACAGCUCUGGGGACACGGGGGCUGGGUGCUGGCUGCAGCACAGGCUCCUCCUCAGCACCUUCCCUUGAGCCCAUCAGCUGCAGGGUGCACAGCUCCACGGGCAGUUCCUGCUGCAUGCACAGCCCAGCCCGUGCAUCCUGCUCUGCCUGCCUUAGCCCCCCAUCCCCCUGCAGCCACAGCCAGCCCUGAUUUCCCUCACCCCUGCUCCAGCCUCAGCUCCCUCUCCUCUGGCUCCUGACACGGUGCCCUGGUGCAGCCCUGCAGUGUGGGAUUCCCUGCAGGCCGUCCCCCAGAUGUGCCCAGUGUGUGCAGGGCACGCUGCAGAUGUUGGUGCAUAACCUCUGCCAGACUAUGCUGAAUAAAUUUUUACAAAAAAAACCAACUCCCCUUGUCUGUGGUGCAGUUUCCUUACGUGGUUCAGGGGAAGGCUGACCCCAGCCCCAGCCUGGUGCCCAUUCCAAGGAGCAGCUUAUUCCCAGCACAGGGAAGAACCUGUGUCCCUUUAUCUGUGGAACUGCACUGGAUGGGAAGUGCUGCAACAGCAGGAGAGAGGAAUUCACCACCCAUUUCCCAGGGAUUUACACAGGGGAAGACUGGAUAAAAGGGCUGCUCCCAGCAGCACAACUCACGCUCAGACCAGCUCUUCCUUAGCUCCUGUCUGAAGAACAAGGCUGUUCCUGCUGCUCUCUCCCCCUCCAACUGUUCCUAGUACAAGCAACAAAGGGAAGUUAUUCUUCUAAAAGAAAUUCAUAGUGAUGGUUGGCGUUUUUAAUUUAGGUUUGUUUUAUUUAAGUUUAAUGUUAAUUCCAUGCUGUGUUUCAGUAAGAACAAUACAGAUUCUGUAUCUGUGGCUCCAGUCAGAUAUCCAGUAGUACAAAUUAGCUUCAAGUUACACAUACUGAACAAAAGAGGUUGAGCGAGCGAAGGGAGAUGGGGAGAGGGGAGGGAGAAAAGAAAAAAUAUUGAACACGCAUGCAGGCUUAUCAAUGCCACCUUCAAUGCUAACCUGCUUGGAGGGAAAGUAAAGAACAGGCAAGAAUGAGCAGCCACGGAUUGUUGAACUGUUACCAGCACCAUGAUUUUCAGCAACAUUUCAGCAGUUUGGAAACUUUUUUGUUUUUAUACAGUAAAACCACUACAAUAAAUGUCCCAAAUGCAACCUCGCAACUUCAAGCUAAACACCCAAUUAAGUUGAAACAUUGGUAUAAAAUUCAGUUUAAACAGUUAUAAAAAAAAGAAAAAUGCCACCACAUGAGCACUACCUGGCCAGGACCAAUCUCUCCCUACACGGCCUUCAGGUGUCACAUCCAGGUCUGAUGGCAAUGUCACCACAGCUGGCAGAGACAAUACAGUAAUGCUGAAAGAGCCUUUACGCAGUCCUGUUAGUGUCUUAAAGAACCUAAAAGCUGGCACCAGUAAAAUCCACAGAAAUUCACUCUUGCCUUUAAGAACUUUUAAACUGUGUAAAAAAAAAUAAAAAUAAAGAAACCCAACAGGGCAGGAA
Prinia subflava (tawny-flanked prinia) is the source of this 6007-nucleotide messenger RNA. It is a transcript of the gene MYO1C, whose product is annotated as myosin IC. Bases 404 to 3538 code for a protein of 1044 amino acids. The record is from RefSeq and is a predicted model, not a curated record. Gene Ontology annotation, cellular component: actin cytoskeleton; myosin complex; plasma membrane. Lineage: Eukaryota; Metazoa; Chordata; Aves; Passeriformes; Cisticolidae. Gene Ontology annotation, biological process: vesicle transport along actin filament; actin filament organization. Gene Ontology annotation, molecular function: microfilament motor activity; actin filament binding; ATP binding. The transcript has 32 exons.